This is a messenger RNA of Papaver somniferum (opium poppy), 1119 nucleotides long. RefSeq names its product GDSL esterase/lipase At4g16230-like. The coding region runs from base 1 to 1119 and encodes 372 amino acids. Lineage: Eukaryota; Viridiplantae; Streptophyta; Magnoliopsida; Ranunculales; Papaveraceae. The record is from RefSeq and is a predicted model, not a curated record. Gene Ontology annotation, molecular function: hydrolase activity, acting on ester bonds. The transcript has 5 exons.
AUGGCUGCAUAUACAAAUUUCCAUGUUCUACUUCAUGUUGCCAGUUUUGCAUCAUUGUUGCUAACGUCUUGUCUUGCACUGGAACUGGAAACAGUUCCAGCUACUUUUGUUUUUGGGGAUUCUUUGGUUGAUGCUGGUAACAAUAACUACAUUAGAACUAUUGCAAAAGCUAAUUUCAGGCCUUAUGGGAUUGAUUUUCCUGGCGGGGUUGGAUCUACUGGCCGCUUUUAUAAUGGAAGGACGAUAGUCGACAUUAUAGGAGAAGAGAUGGGUCUGAAAGAUUAUAUUCCUCCUUACUUGGCUCCAACAACAGUUGGAGAUGUUGUUCUUCGUGGAGUCAAUUAUGCAUCUGGGGGUGCCGGAAUUCUUAAUGACACUGGCGCGAUAUACGGUCCAAUAACCAUGGAUGUACAACUCGAUAACUUCGCGAGUACAAGGGACUACAUAAUCUCAACUGUCAAUAUGAAUGAUUCAUCAAUGGCUUCUUCGAAAAACUUACUCGGGAAAGCUGUUUUCUUUAUUCUAAUGGGUUCUAAUGAUUUCAUUGUCAACUACUUCUCUCCGGUUCCCUCCAUACCUAGGAUGACGAUUUCCCCGGAAAUGUUUGUUGAUUUAAUGGUCUCAAGAUUCAGGUCUCAACUAACUAGAUUGUAUGAAAUGGAUGCAAGAAAGAUUGUUGUUGCGAAUGUUGGGCCAGUUGGUUGCAUUCCAUUUGAAAGAGCUUUAAACGGUGGUUCUUGCAGGGAUUCCAUGAAUAAUGCAGCACUGUUAUUCAACAAGAAAUUGAAGAGCCUAAUCAUGGAGUUGAACUCAAAUCUUGUUCAGUCGAAGUUUGUAUAUGCAGAUGUCUACAACAUGUUUUCUCAUUUUCUCGAUAACUAUCAAUCUUAUGGUUUUGAGAACUACACAACUUCAUGUUGCAAAACACUUCCAGGCCAGUUCCGAGGUUUGUUACCAUGCAAUCCGAUAUCAGAAGUAUGUAGUAACCGAUCCAAGUAUGUUUUUUGGGAUGAGGCUCAUCCAACUGAUGCUGUUAAUGUCAUUUUCGCAAAGAAGUUGCUCGACGGCGAUUCUAAAGAUAUGUAUCCAAUGAAUCUUCGCCAACUCUACCACGCAUGA